AUGAUGUCACAAGAGGUCGACGGUCAGAGAGACAUAAGUGUUACGAUACGGCAGGGCUCGCGGGUCCGGCCGGGGGCGGCUCUCGCUCCGACCGGCGCCGCGGCGCACAGAUAUGGAUUUAAGAUUAACGAGGGCACGCAGCGCGGCGCGGGGCGACGCGGGGUGGCGGGCGGCGUGUUUACGUGCGGGUGCAGGGCGUGCAGGCGGCGCGGAUCGAUGCUGGGCGGGGCGCGCGGGGCGAGCGGGCGCGGGCCGCGGGGCGGGGCGAGCGCCGAGUGUCUUGCGGCGGCCGGAGUGUCUCCGCGGGCGCCCGGCGGCGGCGGCGAGCCUCGCGCCGCCCGCCUCGAUGCCGCGCGCGGCCGCAGCGCGCCCCCGCCCCGCGCCUUCCUCGCGCCGCCCAGGCGCCGCGCGCGCAGCGCCGCGCCCGCGCUGUCGCCCUCGUCUGCGCCCCCGCCCCCGCGUCUGCGACCCGUGUUCCUGUGGGCGCGCCAGCUCGACGGCACCGUGCAGGAGGUCCGCUGCGAGGACUACGACCCGCGCAACCGCAUCCGAAUAGCGCGAACCCCAUCCGGCUGGCGCGUGAUCCCGCGCACCGAGAUUUACAACUCGAUCCGCGUACCCCCACCCCCAGCGCCGCCGUCUCGUCAGCGCGGCCCACGGGAACGUCGCCGGCGCAGACGCUGCAACCGCUCGCGUCGUCGUACCCGGUCUGUCGCCUCACCCGCCGUCCGUGCGCCCGAGGACCCUGCGUCCCUUGCGCGUCCUCAAUCAGCUGUGUGGUUGCAACCCGACCUGGAGUCCCAUAUUCCAUCGCACACCAUCGCGGUGCCGCGGGCGCCUCCUCCACCAUCGGAGCCGACACCGCUUGACAAUCUGCUUGCGGUGGCUGAGCUCGAAUUUAAUCAGCAACGCAGUGAGAGACUUUUGGAUUUAGAAAGUCCGGCUCCUUAUACAUUUCUACCAGCCGAAGAGGUUGCACGCGACGUAAUGUCUUUCGAGCUCGGAGAGCCCAAGCAAGCGGAAGAGUCCAUGUACUUUGAACGGAAAGCGCCCCCUGACCGUACAGAGGAGUAUCCGAAUGAAUUGGUUGCGCACAAAGAUCUGUUCGAGACUAUAAGUGAAGCUCAUUAUCUACCGGAGCUUGGCGGUCCACACGAUGAGACAUUGCUAGAAUCCUUAGUAGAAAAAGGCUGCGAAGAUAACCAAAUACUCGGCCAAGCGCUUGAUAAACUUGCGCAUUUAGUACACGGAUCUAGCGAAUAUACAGAAGAGGAAGAGCACAUGCUUUUGAGUAAUGAACCAGUUUCUGAUAUUAUAAACCGAUUGGAACAAACGCUUGAGUCGCCAGGCCAUAGCAGUAUCACAGCAGCGCAAGGGCUGCUUCAUCUGCAUCAUAUAGGAGACCAUCUUGCCCAAGCAGAUCACAGACAAACUGUAGAGCCUGACUACAUGACAGAAGAAGUGUUUGCCCCUGAUAAUACGGAGAGUGCAAUGGAAACUUUAGCAGCUGCUUCUGAAAUGCAGGAAGUUAAUGAAAUUAAUCAUAUAGAUUACGAUGAUAAUACCGAAAAGAGACUAGAAAGUGAAGUCGAAGCUAAUGACACAGUGUACACAGAACAUAUGCCCGGUUCACAUGAAACAUUUUCGGAUGAAAAAACGUACGACGAGACUCAAAUGCAUUCGUUGCCCGAUCAGAGUGAAAUAAAUAUGACCAGUGAAACGCCAAAUGAAGAUCCAUCUAUGGAUUGCAUUCAACAUUUGGAACAUGUACACGCUCAAGAGGAUGAACCUACAGAGAGAUGUCAAGAAGAAGAUGUCAAACAGGAGAUGCCAGCACUACCCGAACACGAUGAUGUUGAUUUUAUAAAAGAAGACAAUGAUGAAUCGAUGGUGAAUGAAGAAAUGGUACCUACAGAUUUAAGCAUAAAAAAUAUGAAUAAAGCUACAACCCCUCAUAUACACGCCAGUGAUAUGGAAACGUCAAACCUUGAAGAUAAUCUAUCGGUUAAAAGCGACGAGCAGCCUAAAGAUUUAACUGUACAUAGACGGCUGCCUACUCCGCAUGCGUCGCCUCGAAGGACAGACAUACCUCGAGCGCCAUCAAGGGAGUCAGAUGCAAUGCAAUCGCCACAGCCUAGCGGAAUACCAGCAGUGCCAUCAUCACCUGAAAUAUUUACAAUGCCAAUGACAAAAAGUAAACAAACUUUGUUUUUAGAAACUCUACUAUCAUCACCAUCUCCUAAAAUGUAUACGUCGGAAGUCACGAUAACUAAACAGCAAUGUGAACCUUUGAAUUUGGGUAAACACAGAAAAUCAGCCAGCCCGACUGUAUCUAGUUGUUCUGAUGAAAUGAGGAAACUAAGUAAAGAAUUUGGUGAACCCCAGGAAAAAAAAUUGCGACGCGAAUCUUCAGAAGACUUGGCAAAAAUUAGUAAAGUUUUUAAUAAGUGUAGUGAAGAACAACUUGCAAAGAAAUCUGAUAAACAUGUUAAUAAACCCAGUGACGAAAUGACUCCAUUAAAACAAUUGCAUAUUUUAAAAUCAAAUCCAGAGCAUAAUUUACCAGAUCCAAUAUUAGUUCCUAAGAAUAAAUUAAAUAAAAUUCUCGCGGCACCCGGCACAGAAAUACCUGCUUUACUAAUACAAAGACCGGAAUUGAGACUUCCAGAAGCAUUUUCAUAUCCGGCUGUGUUACAAGAUCCUGAUAUUAUUGUCAUAUCAUUAGCGCAACUAGAAAACAUUAUAAUGAAUGAUGAAAAAAAUCUUAUAUCGAGGAAAGAAAAGGAAUCAAAACCUAGUUCGUCGUCGAAGAGUUCUACAAAUACAGAACAAGCGAGCACCCCUCAACCGGAUCAACCUAGGCCGAUACCUUCGAUGGACGCUCUCGCCGGUGAAAUCGAUGCUGCGACAUCUGCUGCUUUAAAUCAAAUGCUGUGGUUACCAUAUCUUAGUCAGUUAGAGGCGAUGGCGGCAUGUUCACAAAACAUGGAUUUCUUAAAAGCCUUAAAUUCAUCCGGUUAUACGGGACCUAAUUAUCCUGACCUCUCACAAAUGUUUAAUCCGUCGUCACGCUUUAUGGGUCAAGGAGGAUUUCCUAUGAUGCCCCCGAUGGAUUACGAUAAUCGGCUCCAAUUCGCGAUGUGGCAAGAAGCUAUGUCACACGCGAACGCUUCAACAUCGCAGAGGCCUAAGUCGGGAUCCGUGGCAGAUCAGAUGAAAGAAUUACCAAAAUCGAGUGACGUUCAAAACCCAUAUGUACACUCGACUAAAAACCAUCAAAGCAAAACUCAUUCGUCAGCUAGAACGAGUCCGAUCGCGCACAAUUAUAACAAUCAGCGGUCGGUGGCACACAAUCCCUUCUUACAGGGUAUGUAUCCAGGCAUGAAUUCUAAUAUCAGGCCGAAUAUGCCUUUACCGGGGUUGCAAAUACCUUACUUUAACCCUCAAAUGAUGGGGAAUCAAAGAUCACCGCGAACGCAGCAACAAAAGAGCCCUAGUUCACCAUAUUAUCCCAACAAUAACUAUCUGCAAUCGGCAAAGCAGUCGGAAUCACAAAGUCAGCAAAGGAGUUCGACAUCGCAGGAAUCUCCACGACCCAGGAUUAGUGUGAAAUCGCUGCACAAUUUGCUGGAGCCAUCCGCAGCCGCUGCUUCAGGAGUGGCUUCUACGAGGCGCACGUCGACGACGCCUACAUCCGCGAUGGGUCGACGGCGAGAUGAACCUGAGGUCGGAAGCACCACUCCACUGGGAGAGCCGCCACCGCAUAUGCCGCCUCACCCGCACGACCCAUCAUCGUUCCACUUAUGGCAUCCAUUGUUUGGCAACCAAAAAAGCUACAACAGCCCAUGGAGUUGGACGACGGUGACCGCUACGGGCGACUGACCGCGGGCGCCGCGCGGGCCACCGCCCGCGCUCUGAGCGCCGCGGGGAGCGCUGGGGAGAGGGGGAAGAGGGGAAAGGGUAGGGUCGGCGGUAUGACAGGGGAUUAGACACGAAUUAAAAAAAAAAGACAAUCAGUUGAUUUUACAAAAUGUAUUACCAAAACAUUUGGUACUUCAAAGACACUAGAUUAGUUUAAUUGUAACGGAAUUCUUUCCCCGACAUUAUUUAUUGUAUUUAGAUUUUCGGGGUGUGUUAAUUUUUGUAUAUUUUUAUUGCUUCGAAAUGUUAAAAAUAUUAAAAAUUACAGUAACUUUCAAACGGACGGUGGCGUAAUAUCUAUCAAUUAGUGUCAACUCGUCGCACAUGAUGAAAUACAACUGUACGAGCGUUGUUAUUUUUGAAUAUAUUUUUGGUUCGGGACACUUCUAAAUGUAUGUCAUACGUUUGACAAAUUUUUAAGAGGCUAUGAUUUUAAUGUUGCAAUUUAAUAUAGUCUAAGAGUAAAUUUUAACCUAUAAUUUUUUUCGUCAAAGUGAACCUAUUAUAAAAUUGAUCACUGGCUUUAUCAAUCAGAUUGAAAUCGUAUUUUACUAAAUAAGGUUCGUUUCUAAUCACCCGCAGCACCCCGCCCGAUUGGUGAACGAAAUGAUCCGUCCGAUGUCGUUAGCUCCCCGUGUCGUGGCCUUGCCGUGGUCGUCACCAUGGCGUGAACUGUGUAACUUGCCUUUAUAAGCUUAAUUAUCGCUAUAUUUAUUAUACUUUUUAUUAUUAAAAAACGGAGGAUAACUCGUAUCUAGAUAUUUAUUGUAACACGAUAAAUACGGCUAAAUUAUCUGUCGUUUUACACGAUACGAUAAAUUAUAUCGACAUUAUGUAUGAAGUUUCAGUAUGUACUUAUCCAUAACAAUGAUAAUUUAUACGUCGCAUAUAAGCAAUGGAUACAAGCCAUAAGAAAUUUAAAAAAAAAAACAAUUGGCACAAGUAAAAGAAACAUAAUCUCCUUUUGGCAUCAUAUCGUGUAAAAGGAUACCUUUUUCUACGAAUACCUUUAUUACAGUAGCGUGUUACUUUAUACGGUUGUUCUACUUUCAGUGAUUGUGGUUUAAUGUUUUUUUAAUUGCAACUAUAUCAUGAGUCAAUGACUUCAUACCAAGGCCUUUUGGUAUUGAAUAGAACAUUUUAAGUGCACGUAACAAAUUACCCAAUAUAGUUUUUUUUUUUUUGAAUAGCGAGCAAAUUUCUUAAAUAGUACGACUUCACUAUAAAGGCUAGUUCACACUUACGUCAAACCACUGGAACGGAAUUGCUUUUUUAAACCCACCUUCGUCGAGCGUCUCUGAUACAGUGAAUAAAUCAUAUAUUCAACAUUUAAACAGGAUAAUUACAAUUUAUGACGCUCUAAAUACCAUAUCCCUAAUUUAUAAGAUGGUGCAUCAAAUCGGGUAUAGUGACGGAAAGUGCAUAGAAUUAUAAUUUAUUAUUUAGUUGUGAUAUUUAUAUUGUAUGUGCGUCCGCGCACGUAGUUCUGAGCAUAGACAUAUAGAACGGACCUCACUGUCAAUACCAAUGUGAGGGAGAUAGCAAUAGCGGACAUUAUCUCAAAGUUGUGAUUAAAUAUGGCUAUUUUUUCUCUAGUGUAGGUUUUGGAGUUAAGUAGAAAUGGCAUCGAUUACCAAAAAAAUAUUUUUUUCCUCUAUCUCGUACAUCGAACGUUCUUCGUGAUCAAAAUAUUUGGAACAUAUUAAUUUAAUUUAAAUUAGGUAUAUUGAUCGAUGCCAUUUUUACUUACAAUGUUUUGAGGGUAGUCGUGUCGUCUAUUCUAUAUGGCCAUGGUUCCAAAUGAGUGCAAUCCCAGAUGGACUGUAUGUAUAUCGUAGUUAGACAAGUUAAGUGGCGGUACGGUGCAUUUAAUUUAUGUAUGGGUGCGGUUGAAUGCAGAUUGAAUUUGAAAUUUAAAUUUUUUGAACUUUCGUCCGUGACUGUCUUUUUGUGAACGUUCUUCGUUGUUUUUAGCAUUAAUUAUAAUAAAUCAUAGACACGUAUAUCAUAGUGCUUAUGUUUAAAAUAUACAUCACUGUUUAAAAUUAAUGAUGCAUGUUUUCACGCGUUUAAUAAAACUUUAAUGAUGUAACGAUUUCAAACUCAACCUGCACCUGUGCUCUUGAUAUUUAUAGAUUUUAGGUUUACAACUCCUGACGAGGCUGGUCGAAAUAUGGUCACACAAAUUUCAACUCAAUUGCAUUGCAUUACGUUUAUAAAUGUCUUAUUCCUUAUAUGAUUCAGUCUACAGGAGUUGGCGGCUUAAAGUGACAAGAAUCGGACUAAAAUGAGAGCAGGAGAUGAUAAUACGAUCUCUCUUUCACUCUUAGGUAUUAGGAAUAAGGCUGGGCUCAAUCACUUUAUGUAAUUCCAAGAUAUUAUAAUUUAAUAAUUUAAAUUGUAAACAUUCUGAUAAUUUACUUUGAAAUCUAGAUUAUUUUGUUAUUGUCGUAAAGAAAGUUUUGUAAGUAAGUAAGUAAAUAAAUAAACUGUCAGAAUGUUCACUUUUAUGUAAUAAUUUUGUAAAAUAAGUCUCGCAUUAAUUUUUCAAAAUUAUGGUAAAAUACAAAUGUUUUUCAUUGCAUGUGACAUGUAACCUCAGCCUGAUAUUUAUAUAUAUAUAAUAUAAGCUAAAUAUCUGCUCUCAUUUCAGUCGGCUUACAGUCUGUGUUAGUGUCUUAAUAUUAUGUAAUAUCUACCUGCGUCUAUAUAAUAUCUAUUUGUUUAGAACAUUGAGCAUUGAACAUAAAAUUUCUUUUAAAAUGCCACCAAUUUAAAUAAAAUAAAAAUCAAUAUGACAAAAGUAAUUUAAUCAGACUUUCGAUGAAAUAUAUAUAUAAUUUUAUAACGAAGUUGGAAAUGCUUGAUUUAAUUAAAACCAUGCCUCUAAUGAUGUCACUUGUCAUAACGGUUCAACCCACGGGUUGCAGGAUGCCUAAUAGGUACUAAAUCGAUACUGACAAGUUCUAACGAGGCAUGAACUCAGCUCCAACAUUGCUACAAAUUGGAUAUUGACGAUACAUACAUAACAUAACAUAUAAUGUAAAUACAAACCAUCGCAAGUUCUCACAGUAUAAAUAACAUAUUUUAUCUCUUAAAAUUAAAUAAAUUUAUUUCAUAAAUUAAGCAGUUUAGAAAUUAAUUCGAAUAAAAAGUUUAAAACAGAUAAAAUAUAGCGUUUAAGAUCUUCUUUUUAAUAGAUAUUAUGUAAAGGCAGGCAAUAUAAACGUCAUUUCUUUAUUAUCAGUAUUUAUUUCGUUAUUUUUUAAGUUUUCAAUGAUUUUAAUUGUUCUCGUUGCUUUCCUUGGGAAUCUUUAUCGAUUUUUUAGACUUAGUAAGUACAAUAUUGUAUGAAACGGGGACAGACAGCCAUCAACUAUUAAAUCAUGAAACAAAAAGUAUGUAAUAUUUAAUUUUAUUAAUAUCAACUUUUGUAAUGUAAAAAUCCAUUUUUCUAUUCCGAUAUACGAAUUGUUACGGCAAACAUGUUUAAAUGAUAAUUAUUGUUUUUGUUAAUUGACAUUUAGCCGCCAUUUUGAAUUACAUAUGUAAAAUCACGAUUCACGCUGUUCGUAAAAUUAUAUUGUAUUUUAAAAUAAAAAUGCACUAAGCAAGUAAUUAGUGCUGAUUCUGUUGCACACGAUUUAUAAACUUAAAUAAUUUGCCAGUAUUAAAAGCCUUACUAAUAUUUUUAUUCCCACGCGUGUGAAAUAUUAAGCAGAAUAUUUUUAAGCCUGUCAAAUUAGUAGGUAUAUUAAUAUAUAUUGUACAACAGACAACAGAAUUAGCACAAUAUUGUUAGCUUUUUUUUAAAUGUGGGUUACAGUUAUGACCGGUUGUAAUUUAAAGUUGUCUGUCCUUGUAUGAGGUUGUUGAUUAUUAUCGUUCGUGAGUAUUCCAAAAGUUUCCUGAUGUAAUUUAUUGACUUGAAUAAAUGAAAUUACGCUUCUAAAGUGUACUAUUACAUAUGUAAAUAUAGGACAACUAAUACCUAUAAUAAUAGUGAAUGUUGUAAUUUGUAUAUAAGUAACGAAAAUUAAAUUUUAAAUACAUAGAUAA
Molecule: messenger RNA, 7980 nt
Organism: Vanessa tameamea
Lineage: Eukaryota; Metazoa; Arthropoda; Insecta; Lepidoptera; Nymphalidae
Exons: 4
Coding region: 1-3882 (1293 amino acids)
Source: RefSeq, a predicted model, not a curated record